GAGAGGAGGGAAGUCCAACUUCACCGUUCACGUACAAAACCGGCCAAACUACUUUAUUCAACGGUCGCGCCGCGGCGCGUGUUUUCGCUUGCUUCCCUCCCAAGAUUCCGACUGCCUUUGUUUUAUUGAUAUUGUUUUCAACCCAAAAAAGAAAACUUCGUUUAAUUUUAUUGAUAUUUUAUAAUAAUUUUAAAACGUAUUUUCAUAUAAGUCUCAAAGCACAUAUAUUACAGGAGCUAUGGUUCCCAAGCGUUGUAUACCUGUUCACUAUGUGACUAGGUGUGUUGAUGGAUUGUUUUGAAAACUAUUUAUUAGUGAAAUGAAUUAUUGUUAAAGAAAUAUUUAUAAAAAGAUGGGGGUGCAAAAACGACAUAGUCAAUUCAGUGAUACCAAAUAUAAGUGGCGGACGGUGUUUUUAGUGUUGUGUAUCGUAAACUGUGAUGGUCAGGAGAUAAGAAAAGAUGAGAUGGAUCCAUAUAUGUUGAAUAAAUCAUCAGGUCUCACGGAAUUAUCAGGUGGGGUUGUAACUAGUGGAAGAAUCGUUUGGAGGGCGGAUAGUAGCCCGUAUUUACUCAGAGAUGACUUACUCAUAGAGAGAGAGGGCGAGCUGGUUAUAGAACCCAGCGUAGAAGUGAAAUUCGCUCCCAUGAUCGGAAUCACGGUUCGUGGAAAACUGACGGCUGUUGGUGAACACGGUAGAGGUAUAACGUUCACGAGCACGGAGGAACCACAGAACAAAGACAACAGUUUGCCGGCCAUUCGUCUCGUGGACGGACCCUCUAUACUAGCCGGAAGACUUCAACUGUUACAUAGGGGACAAUGGCGAUCAGUAUGCACCAACUCCAGGAAUUGGACCAUCAACGACAUGGAAACGGCUUGCAGACAAUUAGGGUUCAUGGGCGGAACGUUUUACAAUUGGAUGGAUCGCCAGCCAGGACGACGAGCGAGGCUCUUACUGGAGGAACCCAAGUGUAAAGGCACCGAAUACGAUCUGUUUCAAUGUGAUUGGAACUCACGACAGCUGGGCUCAGGAGUGUGCGACUAUCAUCCCGACCUCGGAAUACAAUGUCAGCCGCAUCAUGACGAUAACGAACUGAAGAAUUCCGGUGUCCAUUGGAGAGGACUGAGAUUCGAAAACGCCGUCUACGAAAGAAUACUAACAGCUGAGAAUACGCUUUACGUGCCCACAUCCAUGUCCAGGCUGGUUCAUAUAACAAUCAGGAACGCGGGCCUCGGGAGAGACAACAACGCCACGAGUGCUUUGGACAUUAUAGGUGUCCCGCCCGUGAUGGAGGAUAUCGCCGUUGCCAACUCCGCCUUCAACGCUAUAAACGUGACGUCACCGAACGCUCCAAUCCAUAUACACAACUGCACGAUACAACACAAUAGAGGUUACGGUGUUUAUGUUAAUUCAACUUAUGGCAUGACAAAGAUAGAGAACUGCCACAUCAGCGACAAUGGCGGCGACGGGAUCAAAUACGUCGUGCAUGAACUGAAUAUUGAUGAGAGAUUCGACCGCAGCGAGGUGUUCGAUUUGUGUACGCUCGCCUCCACGCCGAGCCAAACGUUCCCGAUACAGAUGUCCAUAGAGCAGUCCAGAUACUCCAAUAUGGAACGGGACUGCAAUCAAAAGUUCUACACGAGACCUGACCACGUCCUUACUCUCAGCUUUUUAAAAAUGUUAACGAACCGUAAUGAGACUGGAGAGAUUUUCGUUUACGAUGGCUUAACUGCUAGCGAUAAACUAUUACUAAGGUUCAGUAUCAGAAAUCACACACGACCACAAAGCGUUACGUCAACAAGGAACCGAAUGUACGUCAGAUUCCGCGCCGAUACUAGAACAGAUAUCGUUGGAUUCCUGAGAUUAACAUCAGGGAACAGUAAAACCUACGACUUGAACGUGUCCGACACCCUUAUAUCUGAUAACAAUGGUAGGGGAGUAGUUAUUGAAAAUUUGAGGUCCCAGAUUCACAUCCAUCGGACUUCAAUAUCGAAUAAUAAUCACGUGGCUGGUCUUCAAGUAACGAGCGGUGCUGGCGAUGUAAAUGUCACUGAAAGCCGAAUAUCCUUCAAUCAAGGCGACGGCGUGAACAUCACAGUUACUGGCGGUAACCGGAAUAUAUCCAGAAGCAUAAUAAGCUCUAACCAGGGCUACGGCGUCGCUGUGUGGCUCAACAACACGCAAGAAACUAAAUAUGUUUAUGUGAACCAAACAACAGUGAUCGAAUACUCGGAGAUAUUUAAAAAUCUGGAUGUCGGCAUUUUGCAUGGGAAUUUUUGUGGUGACAGCUGGCUAAAUAUAACCGGAAACUGGUUUAACUCGAGCAUUGAAAGCACUAUAGACGUAGGAACUUGUUGGAAGCUCAAUAACCCCGUUAAAUUGCUCAAUUUACAAAUAGGUCACAAUAGAUUUUACCAAAAUCGAAGAGUCCCAAUAAAAAUUCAGCCCGCCCUGAAUGUUCUCGGAAAUAUUGAAUACAACUUCUUCGAACACGGAGAUUAUGGAGCGAUUGCAAUACUUAAUAGAAUAGAAGGGAAAUAUUUAGAGGAGUUUGAAAUAUUACCCGCAAGAUUUUCAAUACAACAUAACCACUUCUACGGCAAUAGCGGACCUUUUGUAGUCAACCUGGGACUGUCCUCUUACAGUGAUCUCCAUUAUAUUUUGUUUUCAAGAAACUAUUUGCGAGAAAAUAAGAUAAGAGAACCAUUCGAUCUACCUGACGGUCUGUCUUCAAAGCUCACGCCACGGAGCAGAGUUGCCGCUGCAAUAGUUCUAACGUCUAGUAAUGUAGAUGUAUUCAGAAAUAUAAUAAACAAUCCGGAGGCACAAUACGAAAUAGGAUCACACGUCGAAGAUCAAAGUAAAAUACUUAAUUGUACGUAUAACUGGCUCGGGUUUGGAGAUGAAGAAAAAGUCAACAAUAGACUGUUCCACAGAAAAGAUAGAUAUAAUUUAGCUAAAAUUAUUUAUAUGCCCUACCUUUUGCACAGCAGUAAUCCUGGUGCUACGCAAGUUAAUUACAAUUCUCUGUAUGUCCCCCAAUUCAAUGUACCCGGUUCGUCUGUAGUUGGAGGAGAGGUAGAAGGCAUUGAGAUAUUAAGGCAAGGCGAAUACGAUGUGGACAAAGACAUAAACAUCCGGCCGGGCGGUAAACUGAUAUUACAAUCAGGAGUUAUUUUAAAAUUUCCCCCCUCUAUAGGCAUUAUGGUCGCUGGUAAGUUAGACGCAAGAGGCAAACGACCAAACGAUAUAACCUUCACCUUGAAAGAAGAAGUCGCUAUGUCGAACGAUAGUAUUUACGAGACUGAUACAGAUGUAGAAAUAACUACGCCAGGUUAUCAAGAGCCAAUAGUACCUAUUAGACUACUUGGUGGCAGAACGCCUUAUGAAGGAAGAUUGCAAGUUAGAAUAGACAGUAAAUGGGGCACGAUUUGUAACUACAAAUGGAAUAUUGUGAACGCUGCAUUAGUGUGUAAUCAGCUUGGUCUCGCUUUAAACCCUGACGAUUGGUAUUUAGAACCAAACGAAAUACCAAACGCGGGCACAGCUGAGGAUAUUAUAUUAUCGAAUGUAGAAUGUACAGAAUUUGACAAUGAUAUAACGAAGUGUAAGGCUGAGACUAUUGAAAGUUUCGAAAAUUCUUGCACGCAUGAUAACGAUGUCGGUAUAAGAUGUUAUGAAUCGAGUUGGGCUGGGGUCAGAUUUAGUGUUAUUGCCGAAAGAGCGGAUUUACAAUACGUCACAAUAGAAAAGGCGGGUCUUCUUGAUUAUUCGUCUAAUUUAUUUAAACCCGCUUUACAAAUCGAUUUUGCUCGACACAGCCUCGAGAGCGUCAAAGUUAAUAAUAACUAUCACGAUGGCUUAGGUAUUUUGUACUCCGAUCUAUACGGUGCUGAUGCGAUAAACACCGUUCGUAAUUCUGAAUUCAGCAAUAAUAGAGGCAGUGGAAUUAGUUUCAAGCAAUUGGGUUUAAAAGUUUACAGUUCAGUUAUAGAAAAUAACAAUUUGGCUGGAAUCUCCCAUAAUCCUCACAUAACAGGACCACAACAGAGAGAAAUAGCUGGGUGGUUUCAUUUAGAUCCUGGCUUUAAUAUGGAUGAAUCAAACUAUCAUCCUAUUAUGGUGCCUCAGUACGAAACUGACAUUUCUUUGGUCAAUGGAGAAACUAGACACAUUGUUUUUACCAAACAAUUAUCAGAAAAUAUUGUAAAAACCUAUAACAUUAAAUGUAAUCCGGGGUACGUCCUUGGCCUGCAGCUUUUAAAUCCCAUACACAACUUCUCAACUGAGAGCAUCUGUAUAUACGACUCGCAAAACAUUAACGAAGCCAGUACUCGAUGGUGCCUCGAUCGUGAUUUGUCGUCAUUCCCAACAACAAGUAAUACAUUUGGAGUUGUGUUAAAAUAUGAGAGCGGUACGAGUGCUGUAGGAGGCGUUGUUCUUGUUGUAAGUACUAUUAUGGCGCCCGUGCAAAAUAUAAGAAACAAAAUAAUCAAAGGGCCAGUACCAACCCUUCAAAUUUACAACUCUAAAAUUAAGGGAAACACAAAGGGUGUUAAAGCUUCAUAUUAUAACAGAUAUUUGAACGAACUUGGUGACCAUUUCUUGAGGAAAGCUAAUGAAACUAUUAAAUUGAUUAAUUGUGAAAUCGCCCAUAACAAGGAGGAGGCUGUAUAUAUCAAUACACCUUUUUGGGACAUACAUGAGAGUAAUGUCACAGAAAUUACAAUUAUGGUUAAUAACAGUUUGAUAACGGAUAACGGUAAAGGAAUAUAUCAUUUCGCGAGAGAUCUUAGGAGCUCCAAUAAUAUAUAUCACUAUGUCAUGCAAGAUAAUACAAUAGAAAGAAAUAAAUAUAGAGGAUUUGACGUCUCCCUGCCUUAUGUAUGGCAAUACAAUGAGAACUUUACACACUCCAUCUAUAUGAACAACAACACUUGGCGUAAUAAUCAACAAUUCGGUUUUGCUAUUGAUGGACAUUUCGCUGAAGUUAAUAUCACGAAAAAUAUCUUCACUGAAAAUUAUUGCAAAGUUGGUCUAAUAUCGCUGAGCGGAAUGGAGAAAAAGAUGAGAAUUGAUGGUAACGUAAUAGAAAGAAACAAGGGCCAGUACAUGAUACAGUUUUAUAUGGACAGUCAAAGUGAGAUCAUGGGCUUCGUUUACGCAGUGUUUGUAUUUAAUCAAGUAAAAAACAAUAGGUUCGUUUCGCAAAUUAAUCGUGGUGUUCUCUUAAGGAACGCGGAUCCCACCUACGUCAUAGGAUUUAAAGGAGUUCAGAAAGUAAAAGUUAGCAGAAAUCUUUUCGGUAGCAAUGACUUACAAUAUACGUUGCUUGCGGGUAUAAAAACAGCGAAAAUUAAUAAUUUACUUGAUGUUACCGAGAAUUGGUGGGGCAGUGCUGAUGAAAAGGAAAUCAGAAAACAAAUAUUUGAUUUCGACGAUUGGAACAAUCACGCGGUAGCUACAUACUUGCCUUAUUUGCUCACAGAUAGCUUCGAUUCAAGUGGUUCGGUUACAUUCAGUGCUGAAAGGGAUAUUGAUCUAAAUGAUCUCGGGGGAAGAGUGACUUCAGAUCUUACGUUACCUGCUCGCGUACAACCGUACUUUAUAAAUGUAGAUAUAACAGUUAUGCCUGAAGUUACACUUACAAUAAGUCCAGGCGUGGUGUUAGAAUUCGCCCCUAAUGUUGGAAUUUUAGUAUUGGGAACACUUCGAGCCAUCGGCCAUAGUCAAUUACCGAUCCUUAUGAAGCCGAUGUCGUCCUCGUCUAAAAUAGAAACGAAUAGAAUUGAAAGAGACGUGAGCCAAUAUUAUACAAGCCACCAUAAAAAUAAGAGACAAUUGGAAAUGUCAACUACCACAGAAUCAAUUAGACUGUGCACCGGACGUAAUUGUUCCAUGAUUGAUGACAAUCAUAACACAAACAACGAGGGAUUCUUAGAAUAUUAUAACAGGACAACAUUACAGUGGGUUCCGAUGUGUGAUAACAGAUUCACGGAGAGAAACGCCCAAGUGGUUUGCCGAGAACUGGGCUUCGAUCCAAUAAACGUAUUCUUCGCUCACGACUAUCGAGUAGAGUAUCACAGUAAUUCCCUUUCACGAAUAUGGUCAUGGCCGGAACCGUUACAAUGUGUGGGGACGGAAGAUCGCUACGAAGAUUGUCCCAUUCGUCUCAACGGCCAAUUGUAUGGCCACAGACAUGAAUGCAAAUGGAACUCGCAAUUCGUUUUCAUUCAUUGCGGCUCCAGAAAUUUAAAUGAAAACCUAGAAUAUUGGGGUGGCAUAAGAUUUACCAAUCCAGAAUUCGAAUAUUCACUAUACGAACAUAGGAUACAUGAUCAUCACACUCACGAGACAUUGAAGAAGGUCGAAAGCGUUUUGCAACACGUUCAAAUCAUUGGAGCGGGGAUAUUACAUAACGAAAAAUCACCGGCACUACAGAGCAUUGUUAAAAAUCCAGUCAUUGAAAACGUUAAUAUAAGCAAAUGUGCGCAUCAUGGGAUUAAUGUAAUAUCGCCAACUGAUACAAUCAAUAUGAUGUUUAAUUCUAUCAGCGACACCUUAGGAGAAGGGAUCAGCGCUAUAUCAUUGAGUGGUGAAGGUCGAGACUCGGAGGAAUCUAGUUUCACGCCUUUGAAAGAUUUAAAUCUACCCUACCACCUGUUUUCUCUUAUAGAUAUAUGUGACAGUACGAAGGUGGUCACCGUCGAAGAGAGAGUGCUCUUGUACUAUAAAUAUGAUAAUAAUCCAGUAAAUUGUGUGAAGAUUUUCAAAAGCAUGUAUCGAGUAAAACCGUUUGGAUUCAGACUGCUCCAAUUUAACUUAUUUAACCACACCCUCAAUUACGGGAAACGAGAUUCCGUGACACUUUACGAUGGAGACAUAUACAACAUAACGGCUCCCCAAAUAGCAUAUCUGGAGAAUGGGUCACCAGAUGAAAAAAAACUGUUCAAGACGGAAGGUUCCAGCUUGAGUGUUAAGUUGUUUGCUAACGGCGCUUCGUCUGUCCAUGGAUUUAUUGCAGAAAUCGUAACUCUGCCUAUUUCGGCUAUUGGAUUAAGUCGCGACGUCCAACAUAACAUAUCGAACAGUGAAAUCAUUAACAAUCGUGAUGGGGCUAUUACUUACCAAUCUGUGGGAGAAGUCAAUCCUCUAGUGGCUAUAACCAGGAAUGACAUUACCCAAAAUUGUCUCAAGCUUUACGGAAACUUCACAACGUGUCAGGCCGCCGUGACGGUUGAUGUUCAGAAUACGCAGACUUUAGUAUUUAGGAAUAAUCUAAUUCGGAACAAUGUCGGCGGCCUCCUGGUGAGAGCUGAUUCCCGGGGUUCAGCGACCUCCCUGCGCGGGUGGAUACAUAAUAAUUUAUUUUUGGCUAACCACGACAGACCAGCGCUACAGGUUGAAGGUCGCCAGUCAUCCCCGUACCAGGAGGUGACGAUCUACCGCAACUACUUCACCCGCAACCGGGCCUUGUACCGAGACGUCAUCGUUCUUCAUCAGGUCGUCUCCAACUUCAGCCACAACUACGUCCACCACAACACCGGCCUCAGGAUUCUCGACGUGUCCGGCUUCCACAAAGUCCGCCUGCCCAUAUACCAGACCACGUCACACAACGGAUUCUACAAGAACUACGCGCUGGACCGCGAGGGCCGCGCCACCGUGGCGGCGGGGACCGCUGGCCAGCACUACGUCGACAACGUGUUCUUCAACCCCGACAACGACUACGAGAUGAUCACCGUCAACAGAUCCAUCUUUGUUGACUAUAACCCGAAUAUCAUAAGUUCUCUGGAUGUAUGGCGUACUCGAGUGGACGCUAAGCACAACUAUUGGAGUUACAACGAGAGUCUGGCGGUGGCGGGGCGGGUGAGGGACCGCGCUGACGACCCCAGGCUGCUGGAGGUGGACUACAGACCUUACUACAUGAACAACGCGUCCGUCCUGGGCGGAGGGAAGUGUCCUCCGGGUUGGGUCUCGUUGUCCGGGACCUGUUACAUGUACAUCGGCGCGCCCAUGACAUACCACGAGGCGCGGGCCUUCUGUCUGUCCGACAACGCGUCCAUGCCGUACGUGAACGGUAACUACGACGACCUGUACGAGUUCAUCCACAGUCAGAACCAGUGGGUGCGGUACGGCGACCGAGUGUGGGUCAACCACAUCGACUACGUCACGCAGUGCACCUCCUUCGCCUACUCGGACAUUGAGAUCACUGACUGUGGCCAAAAGAAUGCGUUCAUAUGCGAAAUUGACCCUAAAAUCUCAAUCGAUCCUCUGUCAUGGCGCGGGGACGCCCUGGUAGUGUCUUUCGUGUGUGUGUUGGGAGCGGCGGUACUGCUCGUGGCACUCGCCCUCGUAGCUUGGUACUACAAAUCCAAACAUCGACACGUUCAGCGACUCGAGAGACGGAACUCGAUCCGACAGUCCCUGCACUCAGUGCGGUCUAUCGGCAGCAUUAACGGAGGCUUCCCUGACACGACCUACAGGAGGAAAAUGGUCCAAAUGAGCGCUCGCUCCACGGACACACUGACGAAAGGCUCGGAUUACAAGAAGAUGCUCGCCUCGACCACGUCCAUGGAGUCCAUGGAGAAGAGUCAGUUCAACUCGUCGCUGGAGGACACGCAGAGCUUCGACAUAUACGAAGCGCACAACCCCAACAACGUCAUACAGCUGAAACACAGCACCUUCAACAGGAAGCCCGCUUCACCCGAGUACAGUGUGCCGCAGAACAGGCCCUACAGCCUGGCCUACAAGAACGAAGGGUACAAGGAGAACUCCGCCAGCGGAGCGCCAUCCAUGAACACCGUGGCCACUGAGGAGCUGCCGAUAAUACACCACCCGGGAGGACUCACUUCACCCGAGGAUGACACUCUGUCGCCCACCAGCCCCUCGCAGUACUUCAACUCGGAUACAUUACCCUUGACGGGUGACAAGUCCGACGACCCUAUAUUCAUGAAGAGGGAACUUGAAAGGGAAGGGAAGAUCUACGGUCCGUAUGGGGCUCGGGACCAUGGAGGUCAACCGAAAUUAUCAUUUUUGAUGGAAUUGAGAUCCAAGCUGCCAGAACAACCUCAAGCUGGAGCUGUACCCGCUACGACCUUUGGACAUAGACGAGAUGAGCCUCAAUAUUAUGAUGAUAGACUGCCCAGCCCGCAACCACCCGGCUAUCAAACAGAUUAUCCAACUAACUAUGACUAUGAACCGAGUUAUCCAGAAAGCUAUCAAGCCAGUGCCACUUCAUCACCAGACCUUCACCCAUCAGAUCUAUACACCAGAUCGAGAUCGGAAGCACUUUUAGAAACCAACUUCGAUUUCGAAGACUCACAAAAUUCUCAACUCUCCGAAGCGAAUAGAGCACACAGCCAGCCUUUAGAAACUGCCAUGUAAUAAUGUAGGAAAUACACACAGGGUAAUCAACUAUUAGUAAAAACCAUAAUGGCAACUAUUAUUUCAACCGUAAAUGAUAAAAAUAACAUUAGACAAAGACUAUUUUAAUCAUGGACAAAAUUUUAAAAUACUUUUUUAAUGACUUAUUUCAAAGGCGCGAAUUUGAAUUGAAUUUUUUUAAUUGAGUCAAUUAUGAAGAUUGAUAGAUUUAAAAAUGUUUUUUCUUGGGGCCUUAUGAAUAUAUAUUUAAAAAAUAUAUUUACACCAUAAUUCCAUUAGAAUAAGUUUGAUUAAAGACUGACAAUGUCUUACUAAGUACUGUAAUAUUUAAAGUGCAUUUUAAAAUAUAUAUUUUUUAUAUGUACUGAAUUCAGAACGUAAAUAUUAAAUAUUAUUGAUAUACUUUUAAUUAAUUUGUAAUGUAGACAUAACGAUCUCAACACUUGAUAUAGAAACAUCGGUGACAUAUUUUAUCGUGAAGUUUGUUGAAACAUUGUUACCAUUAAAAAAAUACAUUGUUUAUGUAGGUACCGCCGUACUCCCUUCACUAAAAAUAUUAAUAUAACUAGACAUAGAUUUUAGUUUAUUUAGUUGAAUUAUUAAAAUAUUAAAUUGACAUUUUUACUAGUAUUUAGUUAAAAUAUUAUAAAUGUAUGUUAAUGUCCGUCCUUUAAAGAUAUAUAUGUAAAGAUUUAUGUAAUUUUAAGAUUAAAUGUUUAAUUUUUUUCUACAAAAUAAAUAUAACUCUUUAUAACUUUUAUACAAUUUCUACACUAUGUCAACAAUCAGUUGUACUCUAAACAUGAUCGUCUUUCUAUAUUAAACUUUCCACUAUAGUUAACUACGCUUUAAUAUCUUAACACAAAUCGUACAAAUUUGUAAAUACAGUAAAGAUUAAAAGGAAUAUUAUUUUCUUA
Molecule: messenger RNA, 10302 nt
Organism: Danaus plexippus (monarch butterfly)
Lineage: Eukaryota; Metazoa; Arthropoda; Insecta; Lepidoptera; Nymphalidae
Gene: bark
Product: protein bark beetle
Exons: 15
Coding region: 353-9385 (3010 amino acids)
Cellular component (GO): membrane
Source: RefSeq, a predicted model, not a curated record